UGAGUCCGUGCAAAACAAAUUGUUUUGAUUGCGUUAAUUUGUGUCUAUCUAUGGGCUCAUUUUCAGACUUAAUUGCCUAAUCCGAAGUUAAUUCCUGAUUGCAGCAAGAACGAUUUGUAUUUCUACGCGUAGUAAGAUGAAGGAACGAGCAAUCUAAUCAUCAAGAUAUCGGUGCGGUGUUUGAUAUUAUUGGCACAAGGAUUAGACCUGUUUAAAGGACAUUCAUUUAUGAAACUGUGAAGUUAAGAUGUACUUAUUUUUGUUGAUUGCUGAUUCAGCUGAAUAGUUAAAAGUGGAUCAGGUCUUUACUGCAAGACUUGACAAACAUGUCAGCUAUUUCGUCGAUUAUUGCAUUCAUUAAGAGACUUCCACGACUACCAGUCGUUCAACGUUGGACGUAUUCUUUAGAAGUCACGAAGUCAUUCUCUGGACAUAUCAGUAGCAGAAGCGGAAGAAAAGCGAACGAUAUUUGGAGUCAAAGAAUACCAACUGUUCUCUCCUAUCGUGAACUCGCUAAUCGUGGUAAUAUAGCUUUAUUGCAGUCUUAUUCGUGCAUCAGACCUCAUGCUCACUCGAACUUAUUGAAAAGGAAUACUCGUAAUAGGCAUAAAGAACCGUGGAUGAUGUCUGAUGAGGAAGUUAUGGAUAUAAUAACGGAAAAUGAAUGUUCAGGUAAACUCCAGCACGGAAUUGUAAGUAAAUUUGAAUCGAACUUGCUGCCAUCUAAUAAUCCAACGGAGGAUCGAAGGUUUGUGACCAAAUUAAAGCAGGACAGAGGUGCCUUUCUGUUUGGUGUUCUGGAUGGCCACGGCGGAAGCAGCUGUGCUCAUAAUGUUUCCCAACGUCUCUCAGACUAUAUAGGGCUGUCACUGCUUCCAAAUGAAAUUCUUUUGGGACCAAAUUUGAAGAAUUUUCUUUGCUCCGAGCACUUCAUUCAGCCAAACUCCCCAAAUAAUUACAAUUAUAGGGAGGAUCCUGUUUGCUACAAAAGCCUUAAAGCUUACUAUUUGGAGUUGUGUACGAUACAGAAGAGACAUGAUGUCAGUGGAACCAUGGCUCCUACUUUUUUGCACCUUCAGGAGACUCAUGGUCACAAGACAGCCAUUGUAGAUGCAAAAGAGGAGCAAGUCUCUCAGACAAUGGGGGCUCUCUCUAAAGCUUUUCUGAGACUAGAUGAAGAUUUGAGUUGUGAAGCAGUAAUUGAAGGGGACAACAAAGAAGCACAUGAACACAGAUUAAAAGCAGCUACAUCAGGAGCUUGUGCUUUGGUGGUAUAUGUAAAGGGAACUGAACUAACUGUGGCCAACUGUGGAGACUGUCGUGCGGUACUUGGUGUGAAGAGUGAGGACGGGCAGUGGUCGGCAUUACAACUGUCUACCGAUCAUACUUCUCGCAACCCAAGGGAAGUUCAACGAGUACUGAAUGAACACCCAGCAGAUGAAGCUUCCACUGUUCUCAGGUAUGAAAGACUUUUAGGCCGCCUUGCUCCAUUAAGAGCUUUUGGCGAUGUGAUGUUCAAAUGGAGCAAAACAAAACAAGAGGAAGUGUUUAAUCCAAAAGGAGAUAAAUCAUUUGCUGAUAUGGCAGAAUUUCUUACUCCACCCUACCUUGCUGCUGAACCAGAAGUGAUGUCAUACCAGCUACAACGUACAGACAAAUUUCUUAUUCUUGCCACUGAUGGCUUGUGGGAUAUGCUUAGUAAUGAAGAAGCUGUGGAAUUUGUAAGAGAUCAUUUAGAUAAACAGAACUCAGAUCCUGAAACCCCAGAUCAGGAGCCAAGUUCGAAUUUGAAAAAUUCAGCCUCUUGUUUGAUCAAGGAAGCCCUUGGCGGCGAAGAUCACCUUUCUGUCAGUAUGAGCUUAAGUCUACCAUACCCUGAUGUGCGCAGUUACCGAGAUGACAUCACAGUUACUGUGGUGCAUUUUGAUUGGAGCAAUGUUGUGACAGAGUAGGCUUAUGCUGAGGGACUGGGAACUGGGCUUCCAUAAGGUUUAGUAAUUGAAGACGUAAUAGGUGCCAGAUUGUACAAUUUGAGGCAAUAUACCUGUAAGUGCUUUUCAAAAAGUUGUGCAAAUAUCUUGAAUUUCACAUUGAUGACCUAAUGCCCUUUAAUGUUGAAGAUUUGAUAAUUACUGACAGUAAUCCUCCAUUCUAGCUGCUAUUCACUUCACUGUAAAAUAGUGAAAUCAAUUGUUUUCUCAUUACCUGUUUGCGGGAGUUUUCUUUAAAGAUGUUUGAAGAAGGUGCAUCUUAAUCACAAAUUGGAGUGGAAAGGUUUAAUAGGGAGGAGCUUAAAGAUUCACAGGCAAGCCAAAAUGGGUAGUGGAUUGAAAUAUAUAGUGUGUGGAGAUUGUUUUUUUUUUUUUUUAAUGUAGUAUUGAUCUUGGAAAUAGAGGGCAGUUCUUGUCAUGCAAAUAUCUAAAGCUAUCUCAAACUUAGUGACGCAGAUUAUUUAAGUAUUCCUGACAGGUCGAAUGUUCAUUUUGAGUAUAAUGAAAUACGGAUGCACUUCAAAAAAUUGAGAAAAUCUUAAUGAUAAACUGUAACCAGCGUGAGCAGUUUUUGGCUCAAGGCAGUUAAAGAUGUAAAAUUACUUAAUACAGUUAGGGAAUGUGAUUUUUUUUAUGUAACUCAUCUAGGCAGGCAAACAAAUUCUUUCUGGCUUACAGAUAGAAUCUACACAGAAGAAUUUUAAGUAAUACAUCUAACUGUAACUUUUAUAUUAAAGGAAGUAAAGAACAAAAUCAUAAAGGCAAAGGAGACACGAAAUAUUCUAGACUUGUUUAUUUUGACAUAGAAAAUGUAAGAAUUGUGGAUUCAUGUGCGUACAAGUGCUUCAAACUUGACCUAACAGUGAGUCUGUGUCAAAGUUUCAAUUACAUCAAUAAUUUUAAACAUCUAUCAAUACAAAAGACUUCCCUUUGUGGCAAAAUUGUUUAAAAUCAAUUGUCGAACAAAUGGUCUUAAUUUAAUUACUUAGUGUGAGUAUGACUCAAUGAUACAAUUAGAUCCGUUAAUUUACGAAUGCUUCUCAAUACAAAAGGAUUCCUUACGUCACAAAAGCGUCUUAGAGGUCAACAUCAACUGCCUUAGAUGACUAGAUCAAUUAAUUGAAACGAUGGAUUAAUUUAUGUAUAAGAUUAGCCUAGUCAAUGUAACCUUAAAGCUAUCACAGCUUUUAAACUUGACUCUCCGGAGACUGCUUAGCUUCUGAUUUCGCUGAAAUAUGUAAGUGAUUAUUAUUUUCACUGUCGAGAAAGAAUGGUGGCGUUUCAUCGGUACAAAUUGCUGAAUAAAGGAAACUUCCGCAUAGUGUCCUACCAUCUAACACACAGUCGAGCCUAUUUUUACACGUGAUUAAAAUUGCGCCAACUUA
Stylophora pistillata is the source of this 3376-nucleotide messenger RNA. RefSeq names its product pyruvate dehydrogenase [acetyl-transferring]-phosphatase 1, mitochondrial. The record is from RefSeq and is a predicted model, not a curated record. NCBI's taxonomy places the organism in Eukaryota, Metazoa, Cnidaria, Anthozoa, Scleractinia, Pocilloporidae. Gene Ontology annotation, biological process: protein dephosphorylation. Gene Ontology annotation, molecular function: [pyruvate dehydrogenase (acetyl-transferring)]-phosphatase activity. Gene Ontology annotation, cellular component: mitochondrion.